AUGCAGUACUACAGGAAUACGAUCGGCUAUUGCAAGAAGAUAACUUCCUUUUAAAAGCGACUUAAUGCUGGAAGAGUAUGCUAAUAUAAUCAUUAAUGCAAUAGUCUCAUUUGUACAAAUGGAAUUUGCAGAGGGAAACAGUAGGGCAGUGAUUGCUCUAGUCAUGAAGAAUGUGAUAUUUUUAGUUCAUGUAGGAGUGAACUAUCUUGGCCUUUUGAGACUAAAUGCAGAGCAUUUGCUCCUGCAAAUUAUCAGUGCAAUUCCGAUUAUGAUUGUGAUAUAUCUUAUUCAUGCAUAUACCAAAGUGUUUCAUAACUUCAAAAUGGAAUCAAGUAAUGUACUUUGAAGUUUUCACUAUCAAAUGGUGCUAUAUUUGGUUGGCAAGAAUACAAUGUAGAUUCGAGUAUGGAAAGUGCGCUUAAAAAUGGAGAGAUAUGCAAGUUAGGAUUUGCUUUUAAAAAUGGUGACUCUGGAGUUUGUUCUUCAAUUUUAUACAUAAGGACAAAGUCAAGUGAUGCGAAACAGAUAAAGCCUUAUCCAUGUAAUCCAAGCACUAAAGUUACAUCCUUUGAUCAACUUAACAAUGUCAAUAAUUGUAGAUAUUACUUUGCCAACACACAAAAUGGCUAUUAUGAGGAUGAAUGCUCUUGUGCAAUGAAUGGAGGGUAGGAAGGUUAUUGUAAAUAUCCUGGUUAAGAGGAAUUGAAUGAUUACAUCACAAUAGUAAAACAAAUACUUUCAUAUACUAGAUGCCACACAUUAGACAGAGAAAAUAUUCUAUCUCAAGCAGAAUGUGGAAUUGGAGCAUAUGACUUAGAUAAGUAUAAAAACAUUGUAAAUUCUUACAACAAAUUUCACAAUUGGCCAUUGUCUUAAACUAAUACAUCAUCAAAAUGUUUUGAGAAAAUUAAUCCAAUGUCUUAUUAAGGCAUAUUGAAUUAUACUCAAAUUAUCAGCAAAGCAACAAAGCUUAGUAAGAAUUAGUAACAAUCAAACGAAUAAUUGCUAUCAAUAUAAAUUGUAAGAGUUGUAGCUAUUUUAGUAGCAAUAUUAAAUUUUGUAUGA
Messenger RNA from Stylonychia lemnae, 1065 nucleotides. The record is from the annotation of a GenBank genome assembly. Lineage: Eukaryota; Ciliophora; Spirotrichea; Sporadotrichida; Oxytrichidae.